Molecule: messenger RNA, 3043 nt
Organism: Ceutorhynchus assimilis (cabbage seed weevil)
Lineage: Eukaryota; Metazoa; Arthropoda; Insecta; Coleoptera; Curculionidae
Source: the annotation of a GenBank genome assembly
UUUUGUUGAUAUGAUAUUUUUGAUUUGAGGAAUGUGAUGUGAAUCCCUUUCGAUUUUUCUCAUUAAUAAUUUUUAGAUAAUUAUUGUUAUUUUCUUGCAUAGAAAUGGAAUUGAAUAAUAAUUUAAUUGGCGUUCAAAGCGUUCUUGCGAACUGCGUGAAACACACCGGAGAGUUUACAAAAAUUAAUUAUUCGUCAGGUAAUGAACGUCACCUUCUCCAUGUUACAACUGAACUGGCACUGUUUCUGAACAAGAAACAUCUCCUAGAAGAAAACAAAGUUCUUCCGGAAAACCUCAAAGCCCUGAACGAAAUAAUAUUUUUCCUAGCAAUAAACACAGAAUUUGAAAGACCGUUAUCCAACAUGGAAGACUACGCCCAUUUAAUUGACAUAAUACCGCGACUAUCGAAAUGCGUUUUUGCCAAUAUUUGUUUUGGUCUAGAUCUCGUGGAGUCAUAUGGAUAUGUCAUUGAAAAGUUCCCUUUGGAAAUUACCGAAGAGUUUUUGGAUGCAGCAAUUGAUUGUUUAAGAAAAGGAAAACAGGAGGACCAGUUUAACAACGAAUUUAUUAUAUUGAGGGCUGUCGUUUCUAAAUUGAGGCAAAUUGAGUUAUCAUAUAAAACAGAAGAUACUGUAGCAGAUAUUGUAAAAGUAUCAACAAUAAUUAUACGAAAUCUCACGAGUUAUACUAGGGAUCAAGCAAAAUCGAUGAAAAUAAGUAAAGUAUAUCGAGACAUGGGCUUUAGCUUAUUGAAAUUGUUAGAUUUCCUGCUUUACAUGGACGAAAAUAAUAAAGUACUUCAAAUUUUGCUGGCAUCAAUUGUAUCGAUAGCUUGUGACAUUAUUAAAAGUGUUACUUUGGAAGUUUUUUGUUCAUGGGUCGAGGUAGAAUAUGAAUCUGAACCAUUACAAGCAGUCAUAGCACACAAGGCUUACUUGGUGAAAGAAAAAUAUCAAGGCAACAAAAUCGCUUCAGAAUUAACAGGAAUGCUAUGUUCGAUUGCACGCAAACCAAAACCGAUUGCUGAACAAAUAUUAGACGCCAAUAUUCCCACUAUGAUUAAAAUGGUCGAUCAGAAUGACGAAUAUCAAAAAUUAUGGUUUAGGGCCCUACUGAAUACCCCCGUUUUUUUGAAUAAGUUAUCUUUGGCUUGUAUAGAAAGGUGGUGGAAUAUCUGCGACGAAAGUUGCCUCAAUUCCUUAUUGAAAUACCCAUUACCAGGAGAGCCUGAAAAAAGACAAUUAAUCAUAAAAUGCACAUCAAAUCUUAACUCGGAAGACCUGUCUAGGUAUUUAUACAUGCAUUUCAACCGUGAGCACUUCAAAUGGAAAGAAAUAAUCGACAAUCAAUUAAUCCUUAUUUUCAAUAAAUCUCAACAAAAUAUAUCCGAAGAAGACUUAAAACAAAUCCUAUUAUUAAUUUUACAAAACGCCAAAGCGUUUUUCAAGCACUUUUAUGAGACUGCAUUUAAAAGGAGCUCAGAAUUAAUUAAAGUGUUUGAUUUAAUAAAACACAUCGCGGAAGUCAAUAAUAUAGGUCUAGAGGUACUUAUGGAAGUUUUAAAUGAAAAUGUACCUUCGAGUGACAAUUUAAACAAUUACAUUCAAUUAUUUGAUACUAUGAUAAAAAGCCACUACUAUACUUACGAAUUAUUGGUUACCAAUGUGAUAUUAACGCUAAUUGAGAAAUUCAAAAAUGAAGGGUGUUUAGAGGAGUUAAAUUGUUGCCUGCGCAUUUUAAAACAUUUCCAGCACUUGAAAUGUCCACUUUCCAAAGAAAUAGAAUUGUUUGAAUACUUCCUAACGUGCCAAGCAGAAUAUCGAUGUAAAUCCUUUUUGGAAUUUGAACUUAUUAGGGAAGAAAUUACGCAUCAUUGUGUGGAAUAUCUUUUGCAUAAAUGCCUUGCGUUCAGAGAGUUGGAGGGUAAAAGGGAGAGUUUUUCUCAUAUAGGUGCAAAUCUUAACGAUCCAUGGUCAAAUUACUAUAAAAAUUUAUUCUUGUCCCAGGAAAAUAUUAGUUUUUUGGAUUGGGUGCUUCCAAAUUUGGAUUUUUCCAAUUACCAAGAAAAUAGAGUGGAUGAAAACUUUACAAAGUUAUUAAAGGUUUUACCUCAAUGCGUCCCAUCGGAAUGGAUGGUUUUACUGAAAGAAACUACGGCCAAGCACAAUCUCACUGUAACUCUAAAUGUCCUUUCCGAAAUAAUGAUUUUACUAUGCGAUUUUGGAGCUAAUCAAUUAAAAUCCCCACAGAGUGCGAAUCUGGCAGGUUUGAAAUUUUCUUUGCAAAAUUAUGGUGCAUUUUUAAUGUCUUCAGAUUCAAGAGAAGACCAGCUACUGGCGAUCAACAGUCUCUGUCGCGUUCUAAAACACAUUCCUGGUCCUCUGAAAGAAACUGAAGGUAUGUCUUUGAUAAACGCUCUUCCGGAGGAUGCUUUAAAGUCUUUGGCUGGGGACAAAGAGUUUGUAGCUCGGAUUGUACUUAUAAACGAUAAGCAACUUUGUAAAGCUUUGGCUCAGAAAAUUUUGGCUAGCAAAUAAUUGGAGGUAAAAUAUAUUAUUUAAAAAUAAAAGUUGAUAAUUUUUAUAAGUGUGUUUUUCAAUACUGAUAACCUGGCUGAUAACCUUUACCAUAAAAAUGUUCUUUGAGAUAAGUGAAAGAUAACUAAUUUAGCAAAUUAAUUAUACAGUUUCAAAAUGGUACCUACUCUCAGACUAAACUACUGCUAUUGUGAAAUUUUGUUUUAAAUAAUUAUUCUAGUUUUAGUAGGAUAAAUAAAAAAAAUACAACCCGUAACCAUUUUUAUUCGAACCCUAACAAAUACAAUAAAAAAAUAUUUCAACAAAAUGGUUUGAUGCUUAGUGAAUUUUAUUGCUGGAUGAUUAUCAAAAACCUACCUCUCUCCUACGUGCAUAAGAUGGAAAGCCUCAUUAAUCUUAUCCCAAGACAUCGUGUGAGAAAUGAAUUCGUCAAGUUUCACUUUAUUUGCCAAAUAAUCAUCCACCAACUUUGGUACACUAUCAAUACUUUUCCAUCCUAAAAAUAA